GCAGCACCAGCAGCAUCGUCAUCGGUCUUCAUCAUCCUCCCAUCACCCUGUCCACGCCAUGGCUCUGGACAGCUUUUUCCGAAAUAAGAUUGAGAGCAUCAAGCUCGAGAUCAUCGAGGGUCAGGCAGUGCUAAGGCGUUUGGAAGCCCAGCGAAAUGAUUACAAUUCUAGAGUGCGAUUAUUGAGAGAGGAGCUUGGUUUAUUACAACAGCCAGGUUCCUAUGUCGGCGAGGUGGUCAAGGUCAUGGGCACCAAGAAGGUGCUCGUGAAAGUCCAUCCCGAAGGCAAAUAUGUCGUUGACAUCUCCGACAAUGUUGACAUUUCCAAACUCACCGUCGGUAAACGCGUGACGCUGCUCUCAGAUUCUUACAAGCUCGAGAAAAUGCUUCCCAGUUCCGUCGACCCCCUUGUCUCUCUCAUGAUGGUUGAAAAGGUGCCGGACAGUACGUACGACAUGAUUGGUGGACUGGACCAGCAAAUCAAGGAAAUCAAGGAGGUUAUCGAGCUUGGUCUCAAGCAUCCCGAACUUUUUGAAUCCCUGGGUAUCGCUCAGCCAAAGGGUGUUCUCCUCUACGGCCCACCCGGUACGGGUAAGACACUAUUGGCGCGAGCCGUGGCGCAUCAUACGGACUGCAAAUUCAUUCGAGUGUCUGGUUCGGAGUUGGUGCAAAAAUACAUUGGUGAAGGAAGCCGGAUGGUCCGAGAGCUCUUCGUGAUGGCGCGAGAGCACGCCCCAAGUAUCAUCUUCAUGGACGAGAUUGACAGCAUCGGAUCAAGUCGUGUCGAGGGUAGCAGCGGUGGAGACUCUGAAGUCCAGCGAACCAUGCUUGAGCUUCUUAACCAACUGGACGGCUUCGAACCGACCAAGAACAUCAAGGUCGUCAUGGCCACCAAUCGACUGGACAUUUUGGACCCGGCAUUACUCCGCCCUGGCCGAAUUGACCGCAAGAUUGAAUUCCCCCCACCAACUGUCGAGGCGCGUGCCGACAUUCUCCGCAUCCACAGCCGCAGCAUGAACCUGACGAGAGGCAUCAACCUGACCAAGAUUGCCGAGAAGAUGAACGGAUGCAGUGGCGCCGAACUAAAGGGCGUCUGCACCGAAGCCGGCAUGUUUGCGCUUCGAGAACGCAGAGUGCACGUCACUCAAGAGGACUUUGACCUUGCCACUGCCAAGGUCCUGAAUAAGCACGACGACAAGGAAAUGAGUCUGACCAAGCUGUGGAAGUAAUUUUAUUUUCUUUAUAUCUCAUAAAUAGCAUUUCUCAUAUUUUCUUUUUUCACAUCUUUUCAUCUCGUGUGUCAUCUCGUGUC
Molecule: messenger RNA, 1311 nt
Organism: Xylona heveae TC161
Lineage: Eukaryota; Fungi; Ascomycota; Xylonomycetes; Xylonales; Xylonaceae
Product: 26S protease regulatory subunit 8
Exons: 4
Coding region: 59-1228 (389 amino acids)
Biological process (GO): proteasome-mediated ubiquitin-dependent protein catabolic process
Cellular component (GO): proteasome regulatory particle, base subcomplex
Molecular function (GO): ATP binding; ATP hydrolysis activity; proteasome-activating activity
Source: RefSeq, a predicted model, not a curated record